AUGUUGAAGCGCCGCUUCGCGUCUCAGGCCAUUCGAGAUGCAGAUCCGCAAAAUGCCCGAGUCAUCAGCUUCGAGGUCUUUCAGAAGGUCCUUGGCGACUUCUUCCAGGACCUGCAGGUCAGUGUUGGGGACCUCCGCGCCAUCUUUGACCUCUUUCGUCAGCCGCACGUGAACCAGCUCCCCUACGAUGAGUUCUUUCUGGCGUUGAAGGAGGAGAUCAGCCAAGCGCGGAGGGCGGCCAUUCGCCAGGCCUUCCGGCGACUGGACGUGGCCUCGGAGGGGCUGGUGGAUCUGGGGGUCUUGCUGCGCUCCUUCAACGCGAACCGCCACCCUCAGGUGUCUGCUGGCACUCGCACAGCAGAGGAGGUUCUUGAAGAGUUCGCAGACACCUUGAAGGAUCACAUCAGCUUCCGGCGCGGCCAGCGCUCCUACCCAACGAACUUAGUCGCCUGGGAGGAGUUCGAGGACUACUACAAGUCAAUUAGUGGCUGCUUCGCCUCUGACGAGGACUUCACGUCGGUUCUGGCAAAGGUCUGGGACCUGGACAAGGCCUUCGACGCCGCGGUGGAGACGCGCGCCGCUUUGGCUCGGCCCGCGGCGGGGGCUCCACAAAAAGUCCGAACGGGCCUCCACCACUGGCAGACCAACACGCUGCCAAUGACUGUCACGCACCACAAAGUGGACAUGGUGACAAAGAUCGAGGAUGUGAUGCAGCGCACGCGGGCUCAGAUUACAAGGCGUGGCCUUCGGGCGGCUGUCGAUGUGGUGCAGCACUUCUACGCAGCGGACGACGACGUGGACGAUCAGUUGGACACGUACGAGUUCCGGCAAGCCUGCCGGAAGGCUGGGCUCAGCUUCCGCGAAGCCGAAGAGGCGGGGAGCUCCACAGCUCCAGCGCUCUGCGCGCCGCUCUGA
Symbiodinium necroappetens is the source of this 915-nucleotide messenger RNA. NCBI's taxonomy places the organism in Eukaryota, Dinophyceae, Suessiales, Symbiodiniaceae. The record is from the annotation of a GenBank genome assembly.